This is a messenger RNA of Varroa destructor (honeybee mite), 1836 nucleotides long. Its product is annotated as iron-sulfur cluster assembly factor IBA57, mitochondrial. Gene Ontology annotation, biological process: iron-sulfur cluster assembly. The record is from RefSeq and is a predicted model, not a curated record. NCBI's taxonomy places the organism in Eukaryota, Metazoa, Arthropoda, Arachnida, Mesostigmata, Varroidae. Gene Ontology annotation, cellular component: mitochondrial matrix. Gene Ontology annotation, molecular function: protein binding.
UGCUUUUGUAGUUUAACUUUGUAACAAAAAUUAUGUAGUUUUAUAACUCUGAACAAAAAUGACGCUACUUUCUGACGUUUAACUUAAUACGUAGAAAUUAUUCGGGCUACAGUGUUGUAGAAGCGAUUAGCCUAAGUCAAUCUGUCGGCUACCGUUUAAACAUUUUUCACACCCUUAAUGAAAUCAUCGAUAGAACGGGAAGUAUUUAUAUAGUAGCAUGUCCUCUGUGCUAAGUGGCAAACUUCAAAUAUGUAACAAGUGGCAAGGUGGUACUAAAAUCGCCUUAGUUUCAUUUGAAUUUUGAAUAGAUGUAUUUCGAAGGAAUUAGUGUUUUGGCAAAAAGCCUAGUUCGCCUUCGCGGAACUGGUACAUUACCGCUCCUCAAUGCUCUUCUUACGAAUGAGAUUAACACUACAAACCCGGUCAUCUAUUCGUAUUUAUUAAAUAGCCAAGGAAGAGUUCUGUUUGAUCUUUUCCUGUACAAGCUCAAUGACAACGAUGUCCUUCUUGAGGUCGAUAGGUCAGCGGAACAGUCACUAAUUAAGGUUCUGAAUUUUUACAAGCUUCGCCGUCCGGUUGAUAUUGCGAGCUCAUCUCUGGUAGCCUGUGUGGCAUCGGACGCCCAAAGCGCGGCAGUUGUACAAGAUAUCGAUCCCCGCUUACCCCAACUGGGUCAUAAAGUUGUGCUGGAAAAAUCGCCCGCAAAUGCUAAAACUGCAGAUGUCUACUGCGAACUACGCUACCGACUCGGUGUUCCUGAAGGCAUCAGCGAGCUCGGCCUCGGUAAAGCGAUACCGUUAGAAUCCAAUGGCGAUUACCUCAAAGCUAUAUCUUUUGAAAAGGGAUGCUACAUCGGCCAAGAGCUUACUGCCAGGGCGUACCAUACAGGCAUCGUGCGUAAGCGAUUUAUGCCGCUAAAAUUCAGCGAAGUUCUUCAAGGAUUCAAGCCUGGAAGUGAUGCCUCCGUGUUAAACGAAAAGGAUUCAAAGGUGGGUGUCCUAAAAGCCGCUCAAGGUAUUCGAGGUUUGGGCUUGAUGCGGAUAAAGGAGUCUCUGGAAGCUGAAAUGCUGAAAACUGAUAAGUACGCAAAUGUACAGCUCACUAUAGCUAUCCCUACGUGGUGGCCGAAAAAUCGCUAAUUAAAAAUUAAAAAAAAAAGUCAAACUUAUUAAUGAAGUGUAAUUGGAGAAGAUAAUUAAACAAGUUAUUUCCUUCAACUAUGUUUGUGUCUUUAGUUUUUGACAGUAAUAUCUGAUCAAUGACGAUGUAUGAAAUAUACUUUUAGCAAGCCUAUUAGGCGGCAUUACUAGUUGAUUUUGCUACCAAAAAAAAGUUCUGUUGCCUCAUCGAUGUACUGCAACAAACAUCCAGACAAGAGUAACUCCCUAAAUAUCCCCAAUGCAUUUUAAUGCCGUUAGGUAUUUAUUGUGCAAUCCAUUUUGAUGAUCAUAUUCUGUUUGAAAGCAAAUUAACUAUAGUAAAUGUUUCUAGCUCUACUCCAGGAAUUAUUGAGCGAAUAACUCCAAGCACGAAAUAAACAAGCCUACUCAGAUUCGAGCUUAGGAUUCAUAUGUCCUUGGCUUUAAAAUAGUAGGCAGGCACGUGAGAAAAUUGCCUAUGUCACCUUGACUGAUUUGCCUAACAGGCUUUUGUAAGCGUACUCAUUUCAUUUUUCUCUUGGUAUAUACAUAGAAAUAUUUAUUUAUAUUUACUGAACAGUCAUGAAUUAUUAUGGAUAUGUCAUACACAAACUUAACAGGAGGUUAUCCCGAUAAAUGCUGCCUUCAGCUUGUAAUGAACUGCAUACUCUAGCCCUCUCCACUAAAGAUCAAACCA